CAUUGCGUAGCGCGCUCUGUUAUGCCCCGCAUGUCAUGCAUGCGAAGGGCUACCGGCGGAUAGAAGAGCAAGCGGCUACGAGCAUGCUCGGUUCAGCGUGUACGGGACGCGCAAACGCCGAGCGCCUACAGGCCCCGUCCGAAGCUUUGUCUAUGCCGCGAUCCCGGCGCUGCGAGGCGUACAGGGUAUAAAGGGCGGAGGCGGCGGGACGGCUGGGCAUAUUGCUGCUCAACACCCUUCGACAUGUCCUCCGCCAUGAUCGCCACCUCGUCGUCCGCGCUCGCAUACGCGACACUCGCAGAGCUCUCCACGGAGAUGCAGACCUUCGACGCCAUCCUCGAUAACACAGGCGCUUACCACACUUCACCUCCAUCUCAUCCAGCACUCCCAGUCGAGAUCAUGCUGCUCAUUCGGGAGGAACUCCAGUCGUCGCUCGUGUACCGAGCUGCCGACGACGCCGUCCGAGCACUCGACACCUACGAAGCAGCCGUACGGCGGUCGCUCUGCGGCGAUUGCCUGGCGUACAAUCAAGACGUAUUCGGCGACGACAUCUGGCGGUGGAGGUGGUCGGGCCCGUGCGCGUGCAGGGCGGACCGAAGGAGGCGCCACACUCACCGCGAAACGCGGCCAUUCCGCACCCUCGGGGACUGGCUCGAACACCACCUGUCCUCCCGCACUCCCGCGUCAUCCAUCCGCGAAGCCAUGUCACUUGUCCUGGGAAGGCACGGCUGCCAGUCGUCUGCUCUGCUCCCCUCAGCCGCCUCCAGCGUAGGCACGCUCCCGGAGACAUUCGUGAUUACGGCUUCGCCGUCAGCUGUCGCGCGCUGCCAAGGCAGGAUCGGCGAAGACACAGAGUGGUGCAGCGAGAUCGUGCUGCGGAAGGCGAGAAGGGAUCUCGGGCUGGCCGUUGCGGCGAGCUUGGACUUUGCAUUGCAGAAGAAGAUCGACGCGCCAGGAAACCCGAUGACGAAGGAGCCUGUUCGACAACACUCCACGAUUCUCCCUUCGUACGCGCUCAGUGCGGUGGCCGGCGGUUGCGCCGCCGUACUGACGCUACCCAUCGUAUCCAUUGCAUUCGUGGUGCUUGUGACAUGUCACUACGUGCGCCCGUCUGGCGUUCGGGUAUUCUGAUGGAUCAACAUGGGUGUGGAGGUCCGUGUACGGUCGUUGGUGGCAGGAAAGGAUACCAGGUUUCCGAUGGAAUUUCCACAUAGGAUAGGACAGAACCCAAAGGAUACGGAAUACUGUACGCACACGAGAAUGUCACAAACGAUGCAUUCGUUCCAUCGAACCGUGUAGUGAGGUCAAUAGGCCAGCAGGGCUCUUCCCCUUCCGCGCAAGUCAGCCUGGUAGUAGCGACAUGGCGCUCGUGUAACCAUAGGUGACGGUCUGAGCCUAUAAAAAACGCUUAUGAGAGCACAUACGAAGGACUUGGAUACCCUCAGAGACGGCAGCUGCGUCCAUUCAUUCGAGAUUUUGCGAUGACGGCGAG
Schizophyllum commune H4-8 is the source of this 1492-nucleotide messenger RNA. RefSeq lists its product as uncharacterized. The transcript is spliced from 3 exons. The record is from RefSeq and is a predicted model, not a curated record. Bases 244 to 1131 code for a protein of 295 amino acids. Lineage: Eukaryota; Fungi; Basidiomycota; Agaricomycetes; Agaricales; Schizophyllaceae.